CCGCGGCCAGCCGGGCGCUGCAGCAGUGCGGUCAGCUUCAGAAGCUCAUCGACAUCUCCAUCGGCAGCCUGCGCGGGCUGCGCACCAAGUGCGCGGUGUCCAACGACCUCACCCAGCAGGAGAUCCGGACCCUGGAGGCGAGGCUGGUGCGAUAUAUCUGUAAGCAGCAGCAGUGUAAGCUUAGUGUGGCCCCCGGCGACAGGACCCCAGAGCUCAACAGCUACCCACGCUUCAGCAACUGGCUGGACACCUUCAGCGUCAGGCCAGAGGUGGCGCAGGAGAUCCUCCGCGAGCUCACGGGAGAUCAGCUGGAUGCCCUGCUGGAAAUGGACGAGGCCAAGGUGAAGGAGACGCUGCAGCGCUGUGGGGCCAGCGCCGAGGAGUGUGGCCGCCUGCAGCAAGCCCUCACCUGCCUGCGGAAGGUGACGGGCCUAGGAGGGGAGCACAAAGAGGACUCUGGCUGGAGCUCUUCAGAUGCUCGUCGGGAAAGUGGCUCAGGGCCGUCCGUGGACACCCUGUCACCAGCUAGCCUGCCCUGGCCCCCAGGGAGCUCCCUGCUGGGCAGAGUGGGCGGCGGUGCCCAGGGCCCCCGCUCUGUCUCUGUGUCGGCUCUGCCCGCCUCGGACUCCCUCGCUCCCGGCCUCAGCGAGGGCCUCUCAGACACCUGUAUCCCGCUGCACACCAGCGGCCGGCUGACCCCCCGCGCCCUGCACAGCUUCAUCACCCCUCCAGCCACGCCUCAGCUGCGCCGCCACGCCAAGCUGAAGCCGCCAAGGACGCCCCCCCCACCCAGUCGCAAGGUCUUCCAGCUGCUGCCCAGCUUCCCCACACUCACUCGGAGCAAGUCGCAUGAGUCACAGCUGGGAAACCGCAUCGACGAGGUCUCCUCAGUGAGGUUUGAUCUCUCCCAUGGAUCCCCACAGAUGGUACGAAGGGACAUUGGGCUAUCGGUGACACACAGGUUCUCCACCAAGUCCUGGCUGUCGCAGGUCUGCCACGUGUGCCAGAAGAGCAUGAUGUUCGGAGUGAAGUGCAAACACUGCAGGUUGAAAUGUCACAACAAGUGUACAAAGGAAGCCCCCGCCUGCAGAAUCUCCUUCCUUCCAAUAACUAGGCUGCGGAGGACAGAAUCUGUUCCCUCGGACAUCAACAACCCCGUGGACAGAGCCGCUGAACCCCAUUUUGGAACCCUUCCCAAGGCACUGACAAAGAAGGAGCACCCUCCGGCCAUGAACCACCUGGACUCCAGCAGCAACCCGUCGUCCACCACGUCCUCCACGCCCUCUUCGCCAGCACCCUUCCCAACAUCGUCCAACCCGUCCAGUGCCACCACACCCCCCAACCCCUCACCUGGCCAGCGGGACAGCAGGUUCAACUUCCCAGCUGCCUACUUCAUUCAUCAUAGACAGCAGUUUAUCUUCCCAGACAUUUCGGCCUUUCCACAGGCAGCCCCGCUCCCUGAUGCCACCGACAGUACCUGCCACCAUCAGUUCAGCCCGGGGAGAAGGCUGAGGCCCCGGAAGGGUGGGCCUGGUCCCCAGCAUCCAGCCUGUCUCUACCACAGGCCUGAUGACCAGCCGAAAGCCGAGGUGUUGGAGGCUCACAAGGUGGAGGCCGAGGAGCCAGAGGCUGGCAAGUCCGAGGCAGAAGAUGACGAGGAUGAGGUGGACGACUUACCAAGCUCCCGCCGGCCCUGGCGGGGCCCCAUCUCCCGCAAGGCCAGCCAGACCAGUGUGUACCUGCAAGAGUGGGACAUCCCCUUCGAGCAGGUGGAGCUGGGAGAGCUCAUCGGGCAGGGCCGCUGGGGCCGGGUGCACCGUGGCCGCUGGCACGGCGAGGUGGCCAUUCGCCUGCUGGAGAUGGACGGCCACAACCAGGACCACCUGAAGCUGUUCAAGAAGGAGGUGAUGAACUACAGGCAGACACGGCACGAGAACGUGGUGCUGUUCAUGGGCGCCUGCAUGAAUCCUCCCCACCUGGCCAUCAUCACCAGCUUCUGCAAGGGGCGGACGUUGCACUCGUUCGUGAGGGACCCCAAGACAUCGCUGGACAUCAACAAGACAAGGCAGAUCGCUCAGGAGAUCAUCAAGGGCAUGGGCUACCUGCAUGCCAAGGGCAUUGUGCACAAAGAUCUCAAAUCGAAGAAUGUCUUUUACGACAAUGGCAAAGUGGUCAUCACAGACUUCGGGCUAUUUGGGAUCUCGGGUGUGGUCCGAGAGGAGAGGCGUGAGAACCAGCUGAAGCUGUCCCAUGACUGGCUGUGCUACCUGGCCCCUGAGAUCGUGCGCGAGAUGACCCCUGGGAAGGAUGAGGACCAGCUUCCCUUCUCCAAAGCUGCGGACGUCUAUGCAUUUGGGACUGUGUGGUAUGAGCUACAAGCAAGAGACUGGCCCUUUAAGCACCAGCCUGCAGAGGCCUUGAUCUGGCAGAUUGGAAGCGGAGAAGGAAUGAAGCGGGUCCUGGGCUCCGUCAGCCUGGGGAAGGAAGUCAGCGAGAUCCUGUCUGCCUGCUGGGCUUUCAGUCUGCAGGAGAGACCCAGCUUCAGCCUGCUGAUGGACAUGCUGGAGAAGCUGCCCAAGCUGAACCGGCGGCUCUCGCACCCUGGACACUUCUGGAAGUCAGCUGACAUUAACAGCAGCAAAGUUGUACCCCGCUUUGAGAGGUUCGGCCUUGGUGCCCUGGAGUCCAGUAACCCAAAGAUGUAGCCAGCC
Messenger RNA from Fukomys damarensis (Damara mole-rat), 2711 nucleotides. It is a transcript of the gene Ksr1, whose product is annotated as kinase suppressor of ras 1. Gene Ontology annotation, molecular function: protein kinase activity; ATP binding. Bases 327 to 2705 code for a protein of 792 amino acids. NCBI's taxonomy places the organism in Eukaryota, Metazoa, Chordata, Mammalia, Rodentia, Bathyergidae. The transcript has 22 exons. The record is from RefSeq and is a predicted model, not a curated record. Gene Ontology annotation, biological process: protein phosphorylation.